Molecule: messenger RNA, 3921 nt
Organism: Cryptotermes secundus
Lineage: Eukaryota; Metazoa; Arthropoda; Insecta; Blattodea; Kalotermitidae
Product: laminin subunit alpha-1
Biological process (GO): axon guidance
Cellular component (GO): basement membrane
Molecular function (GO): extracellular matrix structural constituent
Source: RefSeq, a predicted model, not a curated record
AGUAAGCCCGGUCGUGGAGCCCAGAGACAAGUUUCUAUCGUCAAGAAUGAGUAUCUGUAUGUUAAUAUUUUAGUGGGUGUGCAGAUAGAAACUUUUCUGUGGGCUCCACGAUUUAGGGUUGGAAAGGGAAACUGAGGUGCUUGGAGAAAACCUACCGCAAUGUCACGUUCCCACCAAAAAUCCCGGAACCCGGGCCAUCGCGGUGGGAAGAGGGUUACUAACAGUCUGAGCUAUGGUAUGGCCUUGCUCAUUGUUCCACUGCAUUAUGAUUAAGCCCUGGGCAACGGCAAGCAUUUAAGAUAUUUAUUUGAGAGGUAUGAGGUUUGAAGCUUGGUCACGUAACCGGCAAUCCUGACCGCAAUAUUUCAUAGUUUCCAUCAACUUCCUCAGGCAAAGUGAAGAGAGUAACGCGGCAAAAGCCACGUCCCUCCGAAUUCUUUCAAGCGGCGUCUCUGAGUAUUGUAGGGCUCAAGUAGGCCUACUUCAUAGAAAUGUUGUUGAAAUACGGCCCUGUAAUGGAAGCAGUUGCUGUACGCUUUUAUGGCAAGAUUCUCUGUGAAAUUAGCUUUCAUUUACAGAUAAUCUGUAAUAGAAAUAUUUUAACUUAUAACCGUGAUACAUUUAACCAGGCUUCAUCAACAUUUCUUUCGUGUUCUCUUAAAUUUAAUUUCCAACUGGUUCCCGUAAACAUCACCUUCAAUUAUUCACUUGCAGUUUUAAUUAAGAGCUACAGAUGGCAGAGGGAGCGGAAAGUAGGUAAUAGUUAUUAGUGCAUCCAGUAGGUGGCUCUACCUAACACUGACCCUUUUCGCGGGGUCUACUAAUAGCGGGAUUUUCUUCUCCCGCUGCUAUGACGCGCGCCGGAAGGUUAGUGUGCUUGUUGUGUUGUGCAUGCUCGUACCACGUGUCGGUUGUUUACGGGGUGUUCGAAAACUAAAAGCAGUGAUGUUUGAAAAUAAUUUCUUUGCAUUCAUCUGGAAAUCAGAGUGUAUUCAUUAACUUUGAAAUGUAUGUUUGAAGUGCCUUUCACAGAAGAAAUCAGUUUGUAUACGCAGUAGAAUCAUGAAUAGGCUUCUAGUACUGUAUGUACUGGUGUACGCCUCCUGGUCUUCCAUUGCGAAUGGUGCUUCAGAUCACAACAGCAUCAGCAAGAACGACUCGAGUGGCGGUAACAACGGGAACAACGGGAGUGGCGUCGGUCUGUUCCCGAGCGUCUUCAAUCUGGCGACGCGCGCCACCAUCAGGGCAAAUGCGACGUGCGGCUCCACGGGGCCUGAGGUGUACUGCAAACUGGUGGAGCACGUUCAGAUGCGAGCCCCACAGUGCGGGGUGUGCGACUCCAACUCCCCCGACCACGACAAGAGGCACCCUAUCACGCACGCAAUUGACGGCACCCCCCGAUGGUGGCAGAGCCCCAGCCUGCAGAACGGGCCUCAGUAUGAGUGGGUCACAAUCACCCUGGACCUAAAACAGGUGUACCAGGUGGCGUAUGUGAUAGUGAAAUCUGCAAUAUCUCCAAGACCCGCGAAUUGGAUCUUGGAGCGUUCGAUAGAUGGCAGCACGUACCGACCGUGGCAGUAUUAUGCUCACAGUGACGACGAAUGUUGGACACGAUACGGGAUUGAGCCCACGAGGGGAAAACCCUCGUACAAAAGGGAUUCUGACGUCAUCUGCACAUCCUACUUUUCGAAACUGAACCCACUCGAAGGAGGCGAGAUUCAUACAUCUCUGGUUGUUGGUCGUCCUGGGGCAAAUGAAUCAAGUGCUGAGUUGCUGGAGUUCACACUUGCCCGCUUUGUGCGUCUGCGUCUGCAGAAAAUACGCACAUUGAACGAAGAGUUUAUGUCAUUGUCACCAGGCCUUGAUGAUGCCUCUGUGACCAGGCGUCUCUUCUACUCCAUCAAGGAUGUCAGUAUCGGAGGCCAGUGUGUCUGCUCAGGCCAUGCCAGCAAGUGUACGCAAAAUGGAAAGUUUGGAAGGGCACAGUGUGAGUGCCAGCAUAAUACUUGUGGUCCCAACUGUGACCGCUGUUGUCCACUGUACAAUCAGCUUCCAUGGCGUGCUGGGACUCCAUCUGACGGAGCACAAUGUGAGCCAUGCCAGUGUUAUGGACAUGCCACCAGCUGUCGUUACAAUGCUACAGCUGCAGCUGCUCACCUGAGUCGAGAUGUAUAUGGGGAGUAUCGUGGGGGAGGUGUCUGCAUAAAUUGCACGGCGCAUACAACAGGCAUAAACUGCGAGCGAUGUGAAGAUGGGUGGUAUCGACCGAAAGGUGUAUCCUUACUUGAUCCAGCUCCUUGCCAGCCCUGCAACUGUGACAACAAGCCUGGUGCUACAGGACGAUGUACGCAGGAUGGGGAUUCUACAGGCAAGGAAGCAGGAAUUUGUGAAUGUCGUGUGGGAUUUGGGGGUCCACAAUGUGAUGUAUGUGCCCCAGGUUUUCGAGAUUACCCCAACUGUACCCCAUGUCCAUGUGAUAUUCGAGGAAUUGACUUGAUGACUGACUGUGAAAGAAGUUGCACCUGUAAGGACAAUGUGGAAGGUGAAAGAUGCGAUCGCUGCAAGCCAGGUUACUUUGCUUUGAGCAGAGAUAACCCUGAUGGAUGUAUGCAAUGCUACUGCUCUGGUGUGAGCAGGUCUUGUCAUUCCAGUACAGACCUGCUGCUUGAGACUUUUUCAGCAUUGUCAGGGUGGCUGGUAAGUGACCUAGCAGUGAGCAGAACAGUUCUUCCUUCGUUAGACACAGAAACAAGGCAGCUAUCAGUUGGUAACUAUGAGUUACCAGGUGUCGAGAGCUACUUCUGGUUGGCUCCAGAACAAUACCGUGGCAAUCUUUUGACUAGCUAUGGAUCCAAUGUGAGCUUUAGUGUGAGCUGGGUUGUGAUGCGUGGAGACACCAGCGGGAGACCGACUGUUGGACCCAACAUGGUUCUUAUCGGGAGCAAUGGAUUGCGGCUUGGUACGGGAGAUCAUUCAUACAAGCCUCCUAAUGCUACAUUGACUAUCCCACUUCAUGAAGAUGCCUGGUAUCAUAUACCAAAUGAUAUUAGAGAUAUCAUUGGGCAUGAUUAUCAUGGCGCUCCAGCAAGCAGAGAUGAUCUGAUGAGCGUACUUACACAUGUGAAACAUGUCCUGCUCAGAGCAAAAUUCCACACUGAUCAAGUUGAGGGAAGUCUAAUCACUGCUAUGGUGCAGAGAGCAAUGGUUGGAGGCACUGGAUCUGUGACACACCUUGUUGAACACUGUGACUGCCCACCAGGCUAUACAGGUCUGUCGUGUGAGGCAUGUGGGUAUGGCUACACACAUGUGGGGCCCAGUCCAGGUCAGGGAGAAUGCAGAUUGUGUGACUGUCAUGGGCAUGCACCAACAUGUGAUCCUAUCACAGGAAACUGUGCUGCUUGUGAGCACAAUACAAAUGGCACCAAAUGUGAUUAUUGUGAAGCUGGUUACUAUGGAGAUGCAACACAGGGUACUCCAUCAGACUGUCAGCGUUGUGCUUGCCCAUUAGUGGAGGCUAGUAACAACUUCAGCCCACACUGUGAACUCAAAUCACCAGACGAAAAUGUUAUCGACUAUAUUUGUACAGACUGCCCACAAGGAUACGAUGGAGACCACUGUGAAAGAUGUAGCAGUGGAUUCUAUGGAACACCUGAAGAGCCAGGCUCCACUUGUAGGCGUUGUGAGUGUGGAGGUGGACCUUGUGAUAAACGUACUGGUCAGUGCUUGCAGUGCCGUGGUAAUACUGGGGGUUGGAGAUGUGAUGAAUGUCUUCAAAACCACUAUGGUGAUCCUACACAAAGUGACUGCAAACCUUGUGCCUGCAAUGAACUGGGGUCUGAAUACACUGAUGGAUGUCAUGCUGAGACUGGACAGUGCAAGUGUCGGGAGAGGUACAUUGGACGGGCAUGUGACAGCUGCCAG